AUGCCAAACCUUAGUGACAUUCCGCUGAACAUCAGCUCGCAGUGCCAGUGGGACCACUGGAGCGCUCUGCGCGUAACGGAGCGGCUGCCCAGAGCCGAGCACCUUUUCCAUCUCAUCAUCCCUUUCGCCCCGGCAGUGCCUGCGCUCCUCUGCCUUUUUCUUCUCCUGACUCUCUUCUCUCUGUUAGCCAAUCUGUUCACCGCCUACAUCAUCCACACCUCCGAUGACCUGUCCUGGCUGCCGCGCUUCGUCCUCUGCAAGAGUCUGAUACUGAGCGACCUCCUGCAGACCGUCACCAUCGCUCCGGCGGUCAUCUACUCGCUGAUCCAACACCGGACGAUGGCGUCCAGCUCUUGGUGUUACUUCCAGUACGUUGCUGGAGGAGCCAGCAUCUUCUCCAGCCUCACCACAAUCACCUGCAUGGCGCUGGAGCGCUACCUGUUCGUGUGCUUUGCGCUGCAGUACACGGUGAUGGUCACUCAGGAGCGCGUGAGGAAGGUCCUGCUCCUCAUUUGGGUCUACUCUGUUUCCAUCGGCCUCAUCAGCUUGACUCUGCUGUGCAAAGGAAGGAGAGAGGAGGCCGCUCAUGUCACCAUGGGGCUGAUGUGUGAGCCGGACAUGAUGGAGCAGCACAUGGGUUCUCCGCGCGCUGCAGCCGUCUUCAGGAAGGCCAUGGGCAACCUGACCCUGCUGCUGUGCCUGCUGGCCCACGCCUUCUCCUACUUCAGGAUGUAUCGCAACGCGAGCAACGCGGUGGUUCCGUUUAAUGAGAGCAACACCGCGGCGCGCAGGACCGUCCUGUUCUACUGCGGGAUGCUGCUCCUGCAGCUGCUCCCGCUGCUCGUUAAGGUCGCCUCGGACGCGCUUUGGGAGUUCAGAGGCACCGGCGCCAUGGAGCUGUCCUCAGAGCCCCGGGGGGGCUGCCAACCCGGCCCCUCCGGCACCGCCGCGGUGUUCCACAUGUCCCUGCUCACCAUGCUGCUGGUGCCGCCGUGCCUUAACCCACUGGUGUACGGGCUGAGGAGCGUGGAGUUCAGGAAGGCGCUGGCGAAGCGGUUCCGCGCGCGCGCGCAGAACAGAGGCGACGUGGAGCAGCCGCGGGAGAUGAUGCGCCUCAGGAACGUUGUUCAUCCGCACCUUCCUGAGGCGGGUUAG
Cyprinodon tularosa is the source of this 1155-nucleotide messenger RNA. Its product is annotated as olfactory receptor 14I1. The transcript has a single exon. Gene Ontology annotation, cellular component: membrane. Bases 1 to 1155 code for a protein of 384 amino acids. NCBI's taxonomy places the organism in Eukaryota, Metazoa, Chordata, Actinopteri, Cyprinodontiformes, Cyprinodontidae. The record is from RefSeq and is a predicted model, not a curated record. Gene Ontology annotation, biological process: G protein-coupled receptor signaling pathway. Gene Ontology annotation, molecular function: G protein-coupled receptor activity.